Molecule: messenger RNA, 582 nt
Organism: Staurois parvus
Lineage: Eukaryota; Metazoa; Chordata; Amphibia; Anura; Ranidae
Source: the annotation of a GenBank genome assembly
AUUCACUAUAUCCGGUCUCCCAGGACCCUGCAUUCACUAUAUCCGGUCUCCCCGGACCCUGCAUUCACUAUAUCCGCUCUCCCCCGGACCCUGCAUUCACUAUAUCCGGUCUCCCAGGACCCUGCAUUCACUAUAUCCGGUCUCCCCGGACCCUGCAUUCUCUAUAUCCGGUCUCCCCGGACCCUGCAUUCUCUAUAUCCGGUCUCCCCGGACCCUGCAUUCUCUAUAUCCGGUCUCCCCGGACCCCGCAUUCUCUAUAUCCGGGCUCCCCGGACUCUGCAUUCACUAUAUCAGGGCUCCCCGGACUCUGCAUUCACUAUAUCAGGGCUCCCCGGACUCUGCAUUCACUAUAUCAGGGCUCCCCGGACUCUGCAUUCACUAUAUCUGGUCUCCCAGGACCCUGCAUUCACUAUAUCUGGUCUCCCAGGACCCUGCAUUGACUAUAUCUGGUCUCCCCGGACCCUGCAUUCACUAUAUCCGGUCUCCCUGGACCCUGCAUUCACUAUAUCUGGUAUCCCUAGACUCUGCAUUCACUAUAUCUGGUCUCCCCGGACCCUGCAUUCACUAUAUCCCCGCUCUCCC